AUGAGUGGGAGAUAUGAUGGUGUGAGGGCUGGUGAGAAUGUAGCCAGGCCCAGUGUGAGGUCGGCACGCGUCUUUGGGUUAGCCGGCGUGUUGACAGACCCCGUACGUGGCCGGGUGCGUCCCGACCCAGGCCCAGUGUUGAGGUCGCACGCGUCUUUCGGGUUAGCCGGCGUGUUGACAGACCCCGUACGUGGCCGGGUGCGUCCCGACGUAUAG
Prunus armeniaca (apricot) is the source of this 216-nucleotide messenger RNA. The record is from the annotation of a GenBank genome assembly. NCBI's taxonomy places the organism in Eukaryota, Viridiplantae, Streptophyta, Magnoliopsida, Rosales, Rosaceae.